This is a messenger RNA of Cetraspora pellucida, 825 nucleotides long. NCBI's taxonomy places the organism in Eukaryota, Fungi, Glomeromycota, Glomeromycetes, Diversisporales, Gigasporaceae. The record is from the annotation of a GenBank genome assembly.
AUGGGAAAACUUCUUAAAAGAUCCUCAAGAAAUAGUAAUAAAACUGAAAUAAUCUAUACUUCUCAACAAGCAAAAAAAAUUGAGGAAGAAGAAACUCAAACGCCAGCAACAAUCACUGGCGACACUUCUGACAGCGAGGGUGAUAAUGCUGUAGAAACAGAUAAUGAAGAACAGGCUUUCAGUCGUGAUGAGUCCGUUGAAAUGGUAAAUAAUGAAGAAAGUGUUUUUAAUAAUUCUGAUAUAAAUUCUUCGUCCGUUAUAAAUAAUGAAAAGCAAUUACUUCGUGUAAUAACUGUAGAAUCUAAUGAUCGUUCUUUGGCGUUAUCACUUGACACGGAGUAUACAUCACAAUCCUUGACUGUUAAUGCGAAUGUUAAAAGCGUCACGAUCAUUCCAAUACCAACACAAAAACAUGUGCGUAUGAAUGUUCUGCAUAAUGGUCAAAGACGGGUAAAGCCUUAUAGGACUUCAGAGCCUAAUAGCGUAGCAAUGACAUCACACACUUACGUUGUAUCAUUGAGGGAAGGGCUAAAUUUAAUUGACAUUUGGAUCAGACCUUUCAGAGAUAAUGAUUUUCGAAAGGAGAAAAAACCAAAGAGAAAAAGUAGAAGAUUGGCGGCUGAAGAGGAUAUAGAUGAUGGUGAAUCAAGAGCUAUUGAUAAAGGAAAAAUGAAAGAGUAUGUUGAAAGAGAAGACAAUGCAGAAGGCACCGAUCCAGAUAAUUCGGAAAUAAUGCACUCUGACGAAGAGGAUGAUUAUAAUUUGGAGUAUAGUCAAAAAUAUGAACUCUUCAUUACAAGAUUAGAAAUGAACGUUGCAAAAUAA